AAUGCAUCUACACAAAACACUUGUGCCUGGAUGGGAGGCAGAUACACCUGGAAAUUUAUGAUCCUUGUUCACAGCAGGGGAAGCUCUCCCUCACCGAUGAGCUCCACUGGGCUGAUGGGUUUAUCAUUGUGUACGACAUCAGUGACAGAGCAUCAUUUGCCUUUGCAAAAGCUUUGCUGUACAGGAUCCGAGAGUCUCACUCAGGAGUUUGUAAAAAAGUGGUCGAGUCAUCAGUAUUUUUGGUUGGUAAUAAACAGGAUUUAUGCCACAUGAGGGAAGUUGGCUGGGAUGAAGGACAGAAGCUGGCAAUAGAUAACAAGUGCCAAUUCUGUGAACUGUCUGCAGCAGAACAUUACCAAGAAGUUGUGGCAAUGUUCACCAAAGUCCUGAGAAAUAUCACUUCAAAUUGCAAAGUGAAGGAAAAGAGACGACCCAGUGGAUCAAAGUCAAUGGCCAAGUUAAUCAACAAUGUGUUUGGAAAGAGAAGGAAAUCUGUGUAAAAGAUGGUUAGCCUUGAAGUAGGAACAAGCUGAAAUAAUGGAGCAGGGGCAGCUCUUGGUAUUCAGUGUAUUUCCUCCAAAGGUCAAUGUCUGGAGGAGUAAGACAGUAGAAACCAAGGAUGGGAGAUAGGAUGGUCAAGUGGAUGGUCUAGACCUAGAAGACCUGACCUUCUAUUUCCAGUUCUAUUACAGAUUUACUGUAUUAGGGCUAUGUCACUUAAAUUGUAAGCUGCUCC
Molecule: messenger RNA, 736 nt
Organism: Acanthisitta chloris (rifleman)
Lineage: Eukaryota; Metazoa; Chordata; Aves; Passeriformes; Acanthisittidae
Gene: RERGL
Product: RERG/RAS-like
Exons: 3
Molecular function (GO): GTP binding; GTPase activity
Source: RefSeq, a predicted model, not a curated record